Molecule: messenger RNA, 4728 nt
Organism: Dunckerocampus dactyliophorus (ringed pipefish)
Lineage: Eukaryota; Metazoa; Chordata; Actinopteri; Syngnathiformes; Syngnathidae
Gene: alkbh8
Product: alkB homolog 8, tRNA methyltransferase
Exons: 12
Coding region: 32-2101 (689 amino acids)
Biological process (GO): tRNA wobble uridine modification
Cellular component (GO): cytoplasm; nucleus
Molecular function (GO): tRNA binding; S-adenosylmethionine-dependent methyltransferase activity
Source: RefSeq, a predicted model, not a curated record
UUUCACACGAACCAAACUACAAUGACGCACAAUGGACGUAAGCGUGGAAACCAAUUUGAAGGUUGACAGGAGGCGUAAAUCUGACAAGAAACUUCUCCGUAAACAAGUAAAAUCAAGUCACACUUUGUUGAAACACGAAGGAAUCAGUACUACGUCGCAGCCCUCUAAGAGUUUAGUGGUGGCAAAUGGCGGCUUGGGGAAUGGUGUCAGCAGGGAAGAGCUGUCUGCUGCGCUCAAAGAGAUGGGAGAAGUGGAGACCCUGCUUAUGCCCCCUCACAAGCCCUAUGCUUUUGUCACAUAUGGAUCCAAGGAGGAUUCUCGGAACGCCCACAUCAACUUGAAUGGCCAGAAACUACAGUGUGGAGAGAAUAGUGUGACGCUGUAUCUCAGCUAUGUUGAUUCAGUACCUUGUGAGCAGCAGGCAUGUGUUACCUUGCCAGUGGGGUUACUGUUAGUGGAAGACUUUGUUUCUGCAGAGGAAGAAGCUCUGCUGCUUGCUGCCAUCGACUGGUCGUCCACUCAUCAUGAUGUCACGGCCCAAAAAGCUCUGAAGCACAGAAGAGUCAAACACUAUGGAUUUGAAUUUUGCUAUGACAACAACAAUGUGGACAAAGACAAGCCAUUAGCUGCAGAUCUUCCUGCGGAAUGUUUACCUAUACUGGAAAGGUGUCUGCAGAAGGGACAUAUCAAAUUCACGCCCGACCAGCUGACUGUAAACCAGUAUGAGUCCGGACAAGGUAUUCCUCCUCAUGUGGACACUCACUCAGCCUUCGAGGACACCAUCCUGUCGCUCAGCCUGGGGGCAAAGACGGUAAUGGAGUUUCGUCACCCGGAUGGUCGCGUCGUGAACGUGUUUUUGCCAGGACGGAGCCUCUUGGUGAUGCAAGGAGAGAGCCGAUACCUCUGGAUGCACGGGAUCACUCCGCGUAAAUUCGACAUGGUGACAGCCUGUGAUCCACAAUAUGCUCCUCCUACAACAUGUGACCUUGGUGCUCUCAACCAGCUCACCUUGAGCAAGAGGGGCACUCGCACUUCUUUCACGUUCCGUAAAAUCCGACGUGGACCCUGCUGCUGUGCUUUCCCCUCCGCCUGCGACAGUCAAGGAGAUCCCUCUCCGCCGCCACCCCCUCCGCUCCCUCGAUGCCACGGUGAUGCAGCCCGCCUGGAGGAGGAGUAUGUGCACCGUGUGUACAACGCGAUCGCCUCUCACUUUAGCAGCACCCGCCACUCGCCCUGGCCUCGUGUUUGUCACUUCUUGUCCUCGCUGUCGCCUGGGAGCGUGGUGGCUGAUGUGGGCUGUGGAAACGGGAAGUAUCUGGCUGUCAACCCAGAGGUCAUUCGUGUGGGUUGUGACCGUAGCAGCACUCUCGUCCGAAUCUGCGCCGACCGAGGUUUCCAGGCGUUUGUGUCUGACGCCCUGCGUGUCCCGCUACGAACGGCCACCUGUGACGCCUGCAUCUCUAUUGCUGUCAUACAUCACUUUUCCACACCGGAGCGUCGGUUGGCGGCUGUGAAGGAAUUGGUGAGACUUUUGAAGCCUGGGGGUCGUGCUCUCAUUUACGUCUGGGCUUUUGAACAAGAGUACAACCGUCAGAAGUCCAAGUAUCUCAAAGACCGCAACCCGAGCAACAACAUGUCCGAGGAAAGACACGAGUCGGACGGGACAUCCAGCACCCAUGUCGACAACAACGUGGAAGACCUCAGCAGCAAAAGACCUGCAGAUGGUAGUAAAGUGACCGACGACAAACUUAGUGUUCACACCAAUCGCACAGCCUUCAACGCUCAGGACCUUCUGGUUCCGUGGCAUCUGAAAGAGGUGAAAGAAAAAUGCAAAAAGGAUCUGAAAGACUCCUGUCCAAACAGUACCGACUCCGAGACGUUCUCCAGCAUGAGUUCCCACAGUAUCCCCGAUAGUAAUCAUGAGUCACAGCAUCAGAGCGGCCCUCCGCCUGUCUUCCACCGUUAUUACCAUGUGUUCCAGCAGGGAGAGCUAGAGCAGCUGUGUGUGCUGGUGGAGGGAGUGAGGGUGCUGAGUAGUUACCACGACCAGGGCAACUGGUGCGUCAUUUUAGAGAAGCACGUUGGGAAACAGAAUGUAUGACCGUAGAUGCAGUCAAAGAUGAUUUAUUCAACCAUGCGGAGUACAUGAUGCAAUGAGAAUGUCCCCAGUAAAUAUGGUGCAGCCAAUUUUGAACAUUUUUAACAAAAGUAAGAGGAGAAGUCAUGGUCACUUCCAGGUUUAAGCAGGAAGAUGAUGGGAACAUACAAUUUUUGACUCUGGGGCAGACGAAACGAUUCCGUUGUGAGUCAAAUAUCACCAAGAUAAACUCGUGGAAUGUCAUAUCAAUGAUUGUCUGUUGAAUGAAGAGAGAAUGUUUAUAGAGAUGGAAUCUACCAUUUAAGUUCUGGGGCGGUGGUGAACAGUUCUAUAAUGCCGAGCAAUUCUACACCAUUUACAGUAUUUAUACAAGUAGUUCAUUUGGUGGCACCAUUGUGCCUUGAAUUGUCUUGAAAAACGAAUGAUAAUAGGCAGAAUGAUAACUGGAGACAUUCCCGACAAUGUUAAUUGGAGAGUUGUCAAACAAGAAUGUUGGAUUUAUUCAACUUGUCCGUGAUUAGUUCAGCAGCUGUCAUACUUUGAGAACAGGAACAAAGUUUUAACUUUGUGCUCUGAAGAUAAAGUACAUUGCAGGUACUAUCGAGGUAUCAUACGAAUUGCAUCAUAUAUUUGAGCUACAGUAUCGUUCAUUCAUUUUCUUAUUAAAAUGCUAUUUCAAAUUGUGAAGGUGUGCUCUGUGUAGCCACGGUGUUUCUGCUAUAAUAUACCAGAAACACUGUGGCCACACAGUAUACUGUACAGAAUAACAGUAAACCUCUUGAGCCAUGAGUGUGCUGGAUACAUGUUGCAGCCCACAUUGUCGGGUUGGUAAUUAGCCACCGACUCUAAAUUACCCCUGUGAUUCCUAGGGGUCCACUGGGACCCACGUACAGUGCACACGUGGAGAUGGAUUACUGUGUGUGUGGAUUCACGAUAUUUGUUUGUGCACUCCACGCGCAUGCACAUCAUCUUGACAUUUGGAGAGACUAGAAUUUUAGAUGGGUCUGCCCCAGGUACGUCACAUUGAUGCAACCGCAUACACAACAUUUAAGAGUUGAAGUACAUUUAUGUAUACGACAUGUCACCCAGAUAAGGGUGAAUUGGAUUUUGUGUUAUUGUACAUGCCGGCUGCAACCUGCAUAGUCGCUGUUGGUUCAAUGUAAUUUACACUGCGUGACACAUGAACAGUGGAAACAGGAUGCACCUGAGCUUAAAUUUCAGCUUCAUGGCAAAGGGUGUGAAUACUUGAGUACGUAUGAUUUGUUAGUUUUUUUUUUUUUUAAUAAACUUGCCAACAAAAAAAAACAUUUCAUUAUGGGGUUGUUGUGGGUAGAAUUUUGAGGAAACAACUUAUUCCAUGUUGGAAUAUGGCUAUAACAUCGAAAUGUGGAAAACGUGAAGCACUGUGAUUAUUCUGGAUGCACAGCAUAUCACACAUUCUGUAUGGACUGGUUUUAUUCCGAUUAACGCCAUUGGCACUGUAAUCAGUAAACGGCUAAACCGGAAGCCUAUGCUGCGAAAGUACCCGAGCUUUGUGCUCAUGACGCAGCACAACAUAACCUAAAUUCCCCAGAGUUAAACGCUAAUGAUGGAAAUUUCGGCUCUUUUUAUAGAGUCGGUUCUUUUGGCUCGCCUCACUAAAAAGAAAAGCCCCCUUUGGCUCCCAAGUGACUCCUCAGAUUUUUUUGUCUGAAUUUGUUACCAAAUUAUGUGAAUUGUGUAAAAUGAAUUAUUAAUUUAAAAAAUACAUCAAAUGUUUAUUUAAAUUGAUUUAGUUACACCUCAAUGAACAGCUACAAAAAUAUGUUAUCUUAUAAAAUGCAAAAAGACUAAGUGAAAAUGGGUCAAAUCUCUUUAUGCAAAUUUCUUACGAAGGAGCACCACUGUGUAUGUUUAACCCCGCCCCUGCCCCUGCCCCUGCCCAGUGUGGCCACAGCGCCACCACACAUCUUGACCAAUGACAUUCGUCUUGAACAACGAAAAGAAAAGAACUAAUCGGCGCCCAACGACGCGAACCGGCCCUGUCGUUAAUUUCAAAACUCUUACAGCCGAUUCGUUCGCGACCGACACGUCACUAUUAAAUGCUAUUGCGACGGUGGUUAUCAACUUACUUUGUCAAUUCCGGUUCUCGGCUUUGUACUCAGUGCACGUUUACAUAAAAAGGGGAGAUGAUGUUAUUGUACUAAUGUUCAAAAAUGGAACAAUCCCGGCCAGUGUAUUUUACACAAGAGGACCAAGUAAUUAUUAUGGCGUGUUAUGAGAAGUUCAAAAAGAUUAUCACUGCCAAAAGCAACACUUUCACCAACAUUUUACAUGUUAACCCUUAUCCAUUUAAAAAAUAAACUGGAGCGACAACUGUCUUUUUCCAUCUUCAUGUAUAUUUUCAUAUUUUACUGCUCUGAAUUAUAAACUGCUGUACCUCGUGGUGACCACCAGAUGGCGCUGUUUACGUGUUCUGUGGCCAGGUUUUCCUUUGUCACAUUCAAGAUUCAAGAUUCAAGAGUUUUAUUGUCAUGUGCAUGGUAAAACAGCAGUUAUACCAUGCAAUGAAAAUCUUAUUCUGUUCAUUCUCCCAAGAAAAGAAAGAAAACACAAGAAAGAAUAAGAACAUAAGAAACAAACAUAUAUAC